CACAUGAUCCACGAUAUUGAUGUUUUGGUGCAGGUGCCACCGGGAGUCGGACGGAGGGAGAGGUGGAGGGUAGGAGGGUAGGAGGGUAGGAGGGUAGGACAGAAAGCUGGAGGAGGGACGGCGGGCGAUAUAAAGCCCUCUCUUUGCCCCUCUCUGUCGGCCCCUCCACUCCAGCUUUCCACGCACCCUUCCCUCACUCGCAACACUGCAGAAUCACCAGUAUUCGCACAUCACAGCAAAAAUGCCUUCAUUAAACGGACAAGAGGUCGGUGCUACCGGCUACGGUCUCAUGAGAAUGACCUGGGUCCCUGAACCUCCCUCGCAAGAGCAAUGCUUCGACACCCUGAACAAGACCCUCGAGCUGGGCGCCAACUUCUGGAACGCGGGCGAACUCUACGGUACCCCGAUCGUCCUGAGCAUCAAGGGCGGGGCGAAGAAGGGUGAGCUCAAGCCGGACAGCUCCGAGGCCAACAUUCGCCGCAGCGUUGACGAGUGCCUGCGCGUCCUGGACGGGAAGAAGGCCAUCGACAUCUUCGAAUGCGCCAGGCAGGAUCCCAAUGUCCCCGUGGAGCAACAGGUGACGGUGCUGGCACAACUGGUCAAGGAGGGUAAAAUCGGAGGCAUUGGGCUGAGUGAGGUCGAUGCGGAGACCAUCCGCAGAGCGCACAAAGUCCACCCCAUUGCGGCCGUGGAGGUGGAGAUGUCCCUGUGGGACACCACUAUCCUCCACAACGACGUGGCCAAGGUCUGCGCGGAGCUCGACAUCCCCGUGGUGGCCUACUCCCCGUUGGGCCGGGGCGUGCUGGCGGGAGCCUUCACCAAGCUGGAGGAGAUCCCCGAGGGAGAUUUCCGGCGGACGUUGCCAAAAUACCAAGAUGAGGCGAUGAAGCAGAACAUCAAGCUGGUCCAGGAGGUCAAUGCCUUGGCCACACGCAAGAACGUGGCCCCCGUGCAGAUCGCGAUCGCCUGGGUGCUCGCCCUCAGCGGCAAGCCCGGCCUGCCCACCAUUAUUCCCAUCCCCGGCGGCACGACGGUCGACAAGGUGACCCAGAAUCUGCAAGGCGUUCCGGUGUUGAGCGAUGCCGAGCUGGACGAGCUCAAGGCCAUCCUGGAGGAGAACAAGAUUGUUGGCGCUCGGUAUUGAAUCUACGGAACUCGGGGGAGCAGCAUAAUACACGUUGAGAUUUGACAACUACUGAAACUGGAUAUAAUUGUAUUGCUAUAGAAGGAUAGGACGGGAGGGUUCCUGGAUAAGCCAUUUGUCAGCGAGGUGUUGGAGCAGAAGCUUCAUGCAUAUUAAGAAUCCAAUAAAACAGUAAUCAGAUCAAGUGUAGAAGAAUCAACAUGCAAUCUCACAAAAGAGGAGACUGUCCGAAUUGCAGAACUCUUGUUUUAUUCAUCAUAAGAGGUGGGCGGUGGGCCAGAAGAAAAUAUCGGUCACUUACCCUGCUGGAGCUUCCCGACGCGUCAAAUACCCCCAAUUGUCUACUGGUUUGGUUAGCAAGACAGAGGAACUGGCCAAGGAACCCCAAGAGCAGUGAGUCCAAUGGACGUAGCACAGCGCAAACAUGAAGCACACGCGCGACACUGCCGUGGAGGGGGAAG
Messenger RNA from Aspergillus heteromorphus CBS 117.55, 1605 nucleotides. RefSeq names its product aldo/keto reductase family protein. NCBI's taxonomy places the organism in Eukaryota, Fungi, Ascomycota, Eurotiomycetes, Eurotiales, Aspergillaceae. The record is from RefSeq and is a predicted model, not a curated record. Gene Ontology annotation, cellular component: cytoplasm. The transcript is spliced from 4 exons. Bases 242 to 1144 code for a protein of 300 amino acids.